UUUUCCAGAUCAAAAAACGUAAAUAUUCGUUUCUCUAUAUUAACCAGACGGUGAUAUAGCUGCAAACGCACAACCCUAACGAAGUAAAGUAACCUUAGAGCUUAUCUUCAUUCUCUGUCUUCUCUUCGAUAAGAGCCUCUGUUGAAAUCACAUCCAAAUUGAAGCUGAAAAUCCUCCAAUUCUUCGAUUCAUACCCCAUUUGUUAUCAACCAUUUUCUUCAAUUCCAUCAACGGCACAUAUCGGCAAUCGUUUUCACCGUCAAAUCGCGUGUUUUUUGCGAGUUUCAGAAUCCGGUUUCAAUCUUUCCUCAAUCUCCAUGGAGACUAAGGACUCAAGUUCAAAACCCAGAUCGAUAUCUGGGAGACCCACCAGAAAAUCCGGUCCUCCACAGACAAGAAUCGUGAUCGAGAACAUCUAUGAGAGCAAAGCCGAGCCCAACGAUAGCGCGGCGGUUCAGAUGAGCCUUUUGUUCUUCACGACGACUCGUCCCUUGUGGGUCCGAGUCUCAAGGAUCGCCAUUGCCCAUUUCAACAGCCUAGCUCACGGUGGGUCCCGCGCCCGUCCCUUCCACGAUAGAGAGAUACUCUCGAAUUCCGAGGCUUGGUUUGUGAAGGUCGUUUGUACUCUCUUUGUUCGUUCUCAUUCCUUGGAUUGUUUUAGUAACAACUUGAACCCUUCGACUGCGUUUGAGGUCAUUAGACGGUUGAACAGUCCCACUUUGGGUUUGAAGUUCUUUGCGCUGAGUAGGGUCAAUUUGAACGUCAAUCAUACUUUGAGCAGUUACAAUUAUCUCAUGAGGUCGCUCUGUCAAAUGGGUCUCCAUGAUUCGGCGAAAUUCGUGUUUGACUGCUUCAAGAGUGAUGGCCAUUUGCCCGAUAGCUCGAUUGUAGAGUUUUUGCUUUGUUCACAUGCACAGGUGGGAAGGUUAGACCUUGUAGAAAAACUGCUCGACGAGCUUCGGCGUGAUGGGAUCAUAGUGAGUUCGAUCGUUUACAAUAAUUUGUUGAAUGUGUUGGUCAAGCAGAAUAAAGUUUGUGAGGCUGUUUGCUUGUUUAGAAAACAUAUGAAUUCGCGUUUUCGUCCGAGUACUUGGACUUUCAACAUUCUCAUUCAAGGUUUGUGCGGAAUAAGGGAUGUCUAUACGGCUUUUGAAUUUCUCAAUGAGAUGGGUAAGUUGGGGUGUUCCCCGGACAUUGUUACGUACAACACACUGAUAAGUGGGUUGUGCAAGACUAAUGAUGUUGAUAGAGGUUGCAAUUUAUUGAGGGAAUUACAGUCAAGAAGUGAGCUUUCACCAGAUGCUGUAACCUUUACGUCGGUUAUAUCUGGUUAUUGCAAGUUGGGUAGGAUGUCGGAGGCCUCUUCCCUCUUUGCUGAGAUGAUAAAUUCUGGAAUCAAACCUGCUGCAGCCACAUUUAAUGCUCUCAUUGAUGGACAUGCUAAGGCUGGUGAUAUGGCUUCCGCAGUUUGUUUGUUUAGAAGAAAUAUGACUCUGCAUUUUCAACCGGAUACUUGGACUUUCAACAUUCUAAUUCGAGGUCUGUGUGGAGUAGGAAAAGUCCAUACAGCUUUUGAGUUUUUUAAGGAUAUGGGGAAGUUCGGUUGUUCUCCAGAUGUUAUCACAUAUAACACGCUAAUAAGUGGCUUGUGUAGGAAUAAUGAGGUUGAUAGAGGCUUUGAUUUACUAAGGGAAGUUCAGUCCAAAAGUAAACUGUCACCCGAUGUUGUAACUUUUACAUCGGUUAUAUCUGGUUAUUGUAAGUUGGGUCAGAUGAAGGAGGCCUCUUUCCUUUUUGAUGAGAUGAUAAAUUUUGGAAUUAAACCAAAUACAUUCACUUUUAAUGCUCUUAUUGAUGGAUUCGGCAAGGCCGGUGACAUGGCUUCAGCGAUUACCUUCUUUGCUAAGAUGCUCUUUCAUGGUUAUCAUCCUGAUGUUGUCAGCUUCACUUCUCUAAUUGAUGGCUAUUGUCGCGUUGGGAAUCUGAACCAGGGUCUGAAGCUUUGGCGUGAGAUGAAUGAAAGAAGUGUACGUCCAAAUGGUUAUACUUUCUCUGUUCUUAUCCAUGCGCUGUGCAGGAAUAAUAGACUACACGAAGCUCGUGAUUUUCUGAAGCAGUUAAGUUGUACUAACAUUAUUCCAGAACCUUUUAUAUAUAACCCUAUAGUUGAUGGAUUUUGCAAGGCGGGAAAUGUUGAUGAGGCAAACAUGAUUGUGGCAGGGAUGGAGGGAAAGGGAUGCAAACCGGACAAAGUGACAUUUACCAUUCUUAUAAUUGGGAAUUGUAUGAAAGGGAGAAUGUUAGAGGCAAUCGGUGUUUUUAACAAGAUGAAGGCAGUUGGUUGUGCGCCGGAGAGCAGAACUGCCAAUUGUUUGAUAUCUUGUCUCUUGAAGGCUGGGAUGCCUAAUGAAGCAUUUUCCAUUAAGAAAAGUGCAAUCGAGGAUCUAAAUUUGGGUACUGUAUGUUUGAGAAGUGACCAUUUAAGUACAAAUGCUGGUAUUCCGAUGGCUGUGUAAUUAUUUGAAUGGCUGUGCAAAAGAACACCGGUUGAUCCUGUCUCACCAAGUGCAAAGCGUCCGUUUGGUGGCAGUCAAGAACCAGAUGAAAUUAAUAAUACUUUCAGUAGUGUGCGUCUGGAUUCUUGUUACCAUAGAGGCGUGUGGCAGACUUCAUCUUGGAGUUGAUAUGACAAAGUUCAUUAGGCUUCGUUCAGUUCACUGAUUUGAGUAUAACUCGAGUUGAAAUGUGACUUGUGAGAGUUUUUAACUGUAA
This is a messenger RNA of Morus notabilis, 2772 nucleotides long. Its product is annotated as pentatricopeptide repeat-containing protein At2g06000. The transcript is spliced from 2 exons. Gene Ontology annotation, molecular function: protein binding. The record is from RefSeq and is a predicted model, not a curated record. Lineage: Eukaryota; Viridiplantae; Streptophyta; Magnoliopsida; Rosales; Moraceae. Bases 318 to 2516 code for a protein of 732 amino acids.